AGUUAACGCUGGCGGGCAACCAGUGAAACAUGUAGACGAAGAGGAUACUCCCAUCAAUCGUGAUGAACUCACCUCACUCACAUUGGAGUUUUCCAGGAAGAUCCCGUACAGAUUAACUCUCGGUUCACAGUGGUGCAUAAUGCACUAACAUCAGGUGCAUACUGGUGGGGUCCUAUAUUUAUAAGCGUUGCGAGUGCACGCUUUUGCCCCGAGCCUCCUGCGUCGUCUAUACACACACAAACAUGCGGAAAUUACUACUAUUGUUGGCAUAUACAAGUGCGGCGGUAACGGAGCCUUUGCAAUACGUUUCGCACGGUGGAUUGUUGACGCAUGCGCCGGUGGCAGUCCACGCGCCCGUGGUACAUGCACCGCUAGCUGUCGAGCCUGUUGCAUAUCCAAGGUAUGCGUUUAAUUACGGCGUGAAAGAUCCCCAUACAGGAGACAUCAAAUCACAGCAAGAGGAAAGAGACGGGGAUGUUGUGAAAGGAAGCUACUCGCUGGUGGAACCGGAUGGCUCAACCCGAACUGUAGAUUACUCAGCAGACGACCACAAUGGGUUCAAUGCCGUUGUCCACAAAACUGGACACGCAGUGCAUCCGGUGGCUGUGGCGGCGCCGGUAGCACAUUAUGCCGCUGCGCCAGCUAUUGCAGUCUCUCCCUAUGGAUUACACUAACGAACAUUCGCAGCGUUUUGAGCAAUGACAAUGUGAUUUAAAAUUACAUUGUCGUUAAUUUAAGUACAAUUUAAUAAUAUGCUAAAAGCAAAGAUGGUAUGGACAGGGUUAGGAUAUAAUGCAAAGUUACCGCUCGAUGGUAUUACUUUUUUCUUAAUACGUGUAUGUAGGUAAUGCGCGUAAUUAGUGCUCUGUGGAUAUUUGUUCACAGUCUCACUUUAAUUUGACGUAUGUUCAAUUGCCAUUUGAGAGAAGCAUCUGAAGUAGGUACAAGUAUUUGGUUUAUGAAUGUUAUAAUUACUAUUAGAUUGUAUUUA
This is a messenger RNA of Galleria mellonella (greater wax moth), 991 nucleotides long. RefSeq names its product cuticle protein 8-like (gene CPR129). The transcript has 6 exons. The record is from RefSeq and is a predicted model, not a curated record. Bases 243 to 674 code for a protein of 143 amino acids. Gene Ontology annotation, cellular component: extracellular matrix. Lineage: Eukaryota; Metazoa; Arthropoda; Insecta; Lepidoptera; Pyralidae.